ACCUCCAGUAGAAAUGAUACGUUUAUUUCUUGGCAGUGUUAGCAGAAGGUGCUGGGUUCAAAGUAAAGUUGAGAGAGCCCGGGAUAAAGAGAGCGGGGGAGGAGGGAGAAAGUGAGGCUCGGGAUAGGGAUAGAUAGAGAGAGAGGGAGAGAGGGAAAAAGACGCAGGAUAGUUUGCCAUUUUUCUGGUUUCUGUCGAGUGACAUCCGCAUUUCUCUGCGCACCGGUAUUCAUUCGGUUUACACUAUAAGUUAUGCUGCUAUCUGUUUUUCCUACCAAAGCGCAUAAUCGCAAAUUUUGUCACAUUAUGUUUCACCUUGCCCAAACUAUCUUUUUGCAGACUUAUUCUCCUCACAAGUUCCUUUCCCAGCUGAGUUGUGUAUCAUUCCCAGACGAGAUCUGGGACAGCAGGAAGACUAUGAGAGGGGCUUGGAAUAGAUAGAUUGAAGGAAAGACUACAGCUGGGAAUUAUAGAGAGAGGGCAAACUGAGGGAGACCCAAGACUGAGAAAGACCUUGAAAAGAGAACCAAAUAGAGGAAGAGAGAGCGAUUGAGAAACCAUCUCCAAUGCGGGGUGCCAUGUGUAUUUGACUAAUUAUCACUAAGAUGACUGAAACAGAGGCUGAUGUCCCUCCCCCUUCUCUUGUCAUCCAGUCUAAGACUCAUAAAGACACUAUUUUGACUAAUUUUGAAGAACAAAGAAAAAGAGAUUUUUUAUGUGACAUUACUCUGAUUGCUGAGGAUGUUCACUUCAAAGCCCACAAAGCGCUGCUUGCUGCCAGCAGUGAAUAUUUCUCCCUGAUGUUUGCUGAUGAGAGCCAGCAAGGCCAGGCUAUCUAUAUGCUUGAUGGAAUGGCUGCAGACACCUUCAGCGCCGUGCUGGAAUUCAUAUACACCGGUCGUCUGAAUGUCACAGAAAGGUCCAUUCAGCGUGUUGUGACUACAGCUGAGGUUCUGAAAGUGAAUGAUUUGAUCAAGGCAUACUCAGACUAUCAAGAUGACCAUUUACAUGUUAAGGUAUCCCUAGCUUCCAGUGGAAUCAAGGUGGUCGUUGUGGAACCCAGUGUUGAGGAUAAUCAGCCUUCAAAGCCAAAACGCAAGAGGGGAAGGCCCCGAAAAUGUGAGCAAGUGCAAGUCGAAAGCAAUGACGUUGACAGUGAGCCUCUGAAUGGCCCAAAGGAACAUCAGAACAAACUUGGACAGUCCACAGAAGAAAUUAAUUGUAAAAUAAACUGUAAGGACAACAGUGCAGGGAAACAAAGCAGUAAGCCGUCAGAAUCGGCAGCCUGUCUCGAUAUUGGGACAGGCGCGGAGUCUCCCUUACAAGACGGUUAUGAACAUAGAAUAGCAACAUUGGUCGGUCACAGCCGCUAUAGCAACCGUAGAAUUCAAAGGCCCAUUAAGUUAAUGGGCUACAAACUUGGAAUGGUGGAAGAAGAAGAGGAGAAAGUAAGGAAGCGAGGACGAAAGAGGAAGUAUCCAGAUAUAGAAGCUAGAUGUAAAGACUGUGAUAAAGUAUUUAAGAAUCACCACUUCUUGACUAUACAUCGAAGAACGCACACAGGUGAACGCCCUUUUAAGUGUUUUGAGUGUGGUAAAGGAUUUUCACAGAAGCACACACUGCAAGUUCAUGAGCGCAUGCACACGGGGGAGCAUCCUUAUCGUUGUCCGGCUUGUGGAAAGUCUUUGACAACCAAGCAUUCCCUUUUGGAGCAUAUGAGCCUGCAUACAGGAAAGAAGGCCUUUAGCUGUGAUCAGUGUGAAAAGCUUUUUACUCAGAAGAGACAACUGAAGAGUCAUUACAGAGUCCAUACAGGUCAGUCUUUGCCUGAAUGUGCACACUGUCAUCGUAAAUUCAUGGAUGCUGCUCAACUCAAGAAGCAUGUGAGAACCCACACAGGUGAGAAACCAUUUACAUGUGAGAUUUGUGGUAAAUGUUUUACUGCAAAAAAUACCCUGCAGACCCACAUAAGAAUCCACAGGGGAGAAAAGCCGUUUUCCUGUUCUAUCUGUGGAAAAAGCUUUGCAGAUCCUAGUGCAAAACGACGUCAUGAUGCUAUGCACACUGGAAACAAGCCGUUUGUUUGCUCAACAUGUAAUCAGCGAUUCACUCGUGCUGACAACCUAAGGUCUCAUAUGAAGAUUCACAGCAAGGAAAGGAAAGCCCAUGGAUUAGUUAAUGUACCAGGUGGUACAGAGGAGGUGAAGACAAUUUUGCAGCUUCAGCAGUACCUUCCUACAACAGGUGAACAACAGAUUCAGCUUGUAGUCACCAAUGAUGUUCAUAACAUAAAUUUCAUGCCCAACCAUGGACAAAGCAUCAGCAUUAUUUCAGCUGAGGGGUCACAAAAUCUCCCUGAGGAACAGACCUCAAACUUGGCUCUGCUAACUCAGCCAGCAGAGCACAUGCAGAAUUUGACUUUAGUAUCCCAGCCUGGACAAACAGACGACAUUCAAGCCAUUGGCAUGGUGGAAAACCAAGAAGGUGCAGGACAGCCGGAACAAAUGCAUGUGAUCACAUUGACAAACGAGGAAGUAGAACACCUCCAAGAUCAAGCUCAGCAAUUGCAUAUAACACAUGGGAGAUCACAGUCUAUUAGUCUUGGGCAGGAGGCUACUCAGCCAGGUCAGUUGAACCAGGGAGAAGCUCAGCACUUCCAACAGAAUCGAUCUGUACCUGCUUCUGAGCCACCAUCUCAAGGACUAUCUGUGAAUCAAAGCUCGCAGAAAACACAGGGAGAACAUAUCACAGACCAGACAUUCCAGCUGCAAGCAGGCAGUGUUUCUUAUCUCUAUACGACCAAUUUGGUCACACAGAACUAGGGAAAUCAAACUGGUUUGAAUGCUUACUGAAAGCAGAACAUUUUUGAAUGACUAUUUAAAAUGGAAGCUAACUCAUAAUUUGAUUUUGUUCAGAUGCUUACAGAGGAUAUAUAACAUAGCACCAUUAUUUGCUAAUUUUAGUAUAGAAUUUUUAAUAUGUUCCAGAUUGUUUCCUCCUCCUUUGCUUUUACAUCUUUGACUCUUUAGAGGUGGUACUAAAGUCUCACAAAGCAUUACGCUGGAUUUCUUUCCCCUCUACCCAAACAAGAUAUACGUACAUGAAUUCCAAGUUGAAUAUCAUCAUUUAGUGCUACUUUUAACAUUUAAGUAAGUUAAAAGAAAAUGCCUUUUCAAUUGAUUUUGUCAGAUCAAUGCAAAUAUAUGUUAGAAUAUCAACUGGAGCCUCAGUUUAAAUGUUUCUGGGUGUCUGUUGUGCCUUUUUGGAAGUAAUAUACUUGAGAUCUUUACAACAAAUAUAUUUGCUAACUCAAUCCUUUUUGCUGCUUUCUUUGAAGAUUUUGAAUUAAAAUAUCAAAUAUGUUUAUUUAAUAAGAGAAUUAUAAUUAUGUACAUAGUUUGAACUUCUAUUCAUGUUGCAAAGUAUUUCUUAAAUACAAGUUAUGAGUCUAAGUUCUGGUUUAGAAGCUGAACCUGAUUAGGAAGAACAUUUGUUUAUUUCUUUGACCCUUUCUUUUUCUUUGUUUUUUGGGGUAUUUCAAAUUAUCAAAGUUAUAGUUUUUUUUAAAGAAAAUGCUAGAUUUUACUAAUAAAUACAUAUUUUGCAUUUUGGUUGAAGAUUAAAUUGCAACAAUUUGUUAAAUAAAAUGUGUGCAUUUAUAGUUCUGAAUUCUGAAUGGUAAAAGUGUAAGUUAUGUGUUUGAUAUUAAUACAAAAGUUUUCAGAUUCUCUCUCCCAUUUCACGCACAUCAGCUUUCACCUCAUCCUCCCGCCACCCCACUCGGGAUAGGGUUCUCCUUGUCCUCACCAACCAUCCCACCAGCCUUCGGGUCCAAAAUAUAAUUCUGUAACCUCCGCCACCUCCAACGGGAUCCCACUACCAAGCACGUCUUUCCCUCCCCCCCCCCCCCUUCUGCCUUCCGUAGGGAUCGCUCCCUACGCAACUCCCUUGUCCAUUCGUCCUCCCCAUCCCUUCCUACUGAUCUCCCUCCCGGCACUUACCCUUACACUUCCUCCCUCACCACCACUCAGGGCCCUAGACAGUCCUUCCAGGUGAGGCGAUACUUCACCUGUGAGUUGGCUCGUGUGGUAUACUGCGUCCGGUGCUCCCGGUGUGGCCUUCUAUAUAUUGGUGAGACCCAACGCAGAUUGGGAGACCGUUUCACUGAACACCUAUGCUCUGUCCGCCAGAGAAAGCAGGAUCUCCCAGUGGCCACACAUUUUAAUUCCACGUCCCAUUCCCAUUCUGAUAUGUCAAUCCAUGGCCUCCUCUGCACACACUCAGAAGAUGAAGAUGAAGCCACACUCAGGUUGGAGGAACAACACCUUAUAUAUCGGCUGGGUAGCCUCCAACCUGAUGGCAUGAACAUUGAUUUCUCUAACUUCCAUUAAUGCCCCCUCCUCUUCUUACCCCAUCCCUUAUUUAUUUGU
This is a messenger RNA of Hypanus sabinus (Atlantic stingray), 4430 nucleotides long. It is a transcript of the gene zbtb24, whose product is annotated as zinc finger and BTB domain containing 24. The coding region runs from base 606 to 2822 and encodes 738 amino acids. Gene Ontology annotation, biological process: regulation of transcription by RNA polymerase II. The record is from RefSeq and is a predicted model, not a curated record. Lineage: Eukaryota; Metazoa; Chordata; Chondrichthyes; Myliobatiformes; Dasyatidae. The transcript has 7 exons. Gene Ontology annotation, molecular function: RNA polymerase II cis-regulatory region sequence-specific DNA binding; DNA-binding transcription factor activity, RNA polymerase II-specific; protein binding. Gene Ontology annotation, cellular component: nucleus.